Messenger RNA from Triplophysa rosa, 591 nucleotides. RefSeq names its product lin-28 homolog Aa (gene lin28aa). The transcript has 4 exons. Gene Ontology annotation, molecular function: nucleic acid binding; zinc ion binding. Lineage: Eukaryota; Metazoa; Chordata; Actinopteri; Cypriniformes; Nemacheilidae. The record is from RefSeq and is a predicted model, not a curated record. Bases 1 to 591 code for a protein of 196 amino acids.
AUGGCAGAGGGAGGCUGUACGAAAACAGAGGAGGAGGAGGGGCAGGCCACCGAGGAAGACCUUCAGUCAUAUCAUGGCGUGGGUGUGUGCAAGUGGUUCAAUGUUCGGAUGGGAUUUGGAUUCCUGUCCAUGACCUGGCGAGAUGAUGUGCCUUUAGAAAGUCCAGUCGAUGUGUUUGUCCACCAGAGUAAACUGUACAUGGAAGGUUUCCGCAGUCUGAGAGAGGGGGAAGCUGUCGAAUUCGCAUUUAAAAAGUCUUCCAAAGGCCUUGAGUCUUUGCGGGUGACUGGACCAGGAGGAGCUCACUGUAUGGGAAGUGAGAGGAGACCCAAAGGCAAGAGUGUCCAGAAGCGCCGAGCCAAAGGAGACAGGUGUUACAAUUGCGGCGGUUUGGACCAUCAUGCCAAAGAGUGCAAUUUGUCUCCUCAACCCAAAAGGUGCCAUUUCUGCCAAAGUGUCUCACACAUGAUUGCCAGCUGCCCUACAAAAGCUCAACAGUCAUCACAGGGGUCUCAGGGAAAGUCUGCCUCAGUAAAAGAGGAAAAAGCGGAGCACAGUCAUUUGCCACCGCCCACCGGAAGCACCGACUGA